Messenger RNA from Vicugna pacos (alpaca), 280 nucleotides. RefSeq names its product V-type proton ATPase subunit e 1. Gene Ontology annotation, cellular component: proton-transporting V-type ATPase, V0 domain. The record is from RefSeq and is a predicted model, not a curated record. Gene Ontology annotation, biological process: proton transmembrane transport. Gene Ontology annotation, molecular function: proton-transporting ATPase activity, rotational mechanism. Lineage: Eukaryota; Metazoa; Chordata; Mammalia; Artiodactyla; Camelidae.
AAGUGUGGCGGUGGGGCAGGGGCUGGCAGCUCCAACGACAACCAUGGCAUAUACUGGCUUCACUGUGCCUCUCAUUGUGAUGGGUGUGUUCUGGGGCUUCACUGGCUUCCUGGUGCUCUGGUUCAUCCCUAAGGGUCCCAGCCGGGGCGUUAUCAUCACCAUGUUGGUGUCCUGUUCAGUUUGCUGCUAUCUCUUUUGGCUGACUGUAGUUCUGGCCCAACUCAAUCCUCUCUUUGGACCACAGCUGAAAAAUGAAACCAUCUAGUAGCUCGAGUAUCAC